AUUUCAUCCCCUCACUCGCUACUCUCUCCCUCUCUAUCGGGAUCCAUCAAUGGCGGAUUCGAACGGGAGCGCGGUCGAUACCAAGUCGAGGUUCGUCGAGAUAUACGCCCGCCUCAAAUCGGAGAUCCUCGAGGAUCCCGCUUUCGAUUACACCGAUGACUCCCGCCAAUGGAUCGAUCGGAUGCUGGACUAUAAUGUACCUGGAGGAAAGCUAAACCGUGGUAUCUCUGUCGUUGAUAGCUACAAAUUGUUGAAAGAAGGAAGCCAACUCACUGACGAUGAAUUCUUUCUUUCAAGUGUCCUUGGUUGGUGCAUUGAAUGGUUGCAAGCAUACUUUCUCGUAGUCGAUGAUAUCAUGGAUAAUUCCCACACAAGGAGAGGCCAGCCUUGUUGGUUCAGACUUCCUAAGGUUGGACUUAUUGCUGUAAAUGACGGGGUUUUACUUCGUAACCACAUCCCACGGAUGCUAAAACUACAUUUCAAGGAAAAGCCUUACUAUGUUGACCUCUUAGAUUUGUUCAAUGAGGUAGAAUUUCAGACAGCUUCAGGGCAGAUGCUUGAUCUGAUCACAACUCAUGAUGGAGAACAAGACCUGUCAAAAUAUAAUUUUCCUGUUUAUCAACGUAUUGUCCAGUACAAGACUGCUUAUUAUUCAUUCUACCUUCCGGUUGCAUGUGCUUUGGUGAUGUCUGGUGAAAACUUGGACAACUUUGUUGAGGUGAAAAACAUUCUUGUUGAAAUGGGAACGUAUUUCCAAGUUCAGGAUGAUUACCUAGAUUGUUUUGGUGCUCCUGAAGUAAUUGGUAAGAUUGGGACCGAUAUUGAAGAUUUUAAGUGCUCUUGGCUUAUUGUACAAGCCCUUGAGCGUGCCAAUGAAAACCAAAUGAAACUUCUAUCGGAGAAUUAUGGGAAGUCAGAUCCCGCUUGUGUUACAAAAGUGAAAGCCGUUUACAAUGACCUGAAUCUGCAGUCUGUGUUCGCGGAGUAUGAGGCUGCAAGCUAUGAACAGCUGAUCUCUUCCAUUGAAGCUCAGCCCAGCAAAGCUGUUCAGGAGGUGUUGAAGUCUUUCUUGCACAAGAUUUACAAGAGACAGAAGUGAUCUGGCUCAGAAAAAAUCAGUGGCAAGUUCUUCAUCAUGGGUUUGUACUUUUUUGUUGUCAUUUUCUUGUUUCUCUUGAUUUCUGUAGCAAUGGCACGUUUCUAUCCCUGUGCUUUAAUUUUUUUUCACCAUUAUUCUGUAUUAGAUUAGAUUGCCAUGUGUUCUGUAUGGGUGUUCUAUUGUUGUGUUUUGGAAAUUGCCAGUGUAAUUGAACAUCUUUGUACAACUUUUUAUUCCAGUAAUUCCCCACCUUUGUGAAACUUUUCAA
This is a messenger RNA of Asparagus officinalis (garden asparagus), 1367 nucleotides long. RefSeq names its product farnesyl pyrophosphate synthase 1-like. The record is from RefSeq and is a predicted model, not a curated record. The transcript has 12 exons. Gene Ontology annotation, biological process: trans, trans-farnesyl diphosphate biosynthetic process. Lineage: Eukaryota; Viridiplantae; Streptophyta; Magnoliopsida; Asparagales; Asparagaceae. Bases 50 to 1099 code for a protein of 349 amino acids. Gene Ontology annotation, cellular component: cytoplasm. Gene Ontology annotation, molecular function: dimethylallyltranstransferase activity; (2E,6E)-farnesyl diphosphate synthase activity.